Erinaceus europaeus (western European hedgehog) is the source of this 3870-nucleotide messenger RNA. It is a transcript of the gene FUCA2, whose product is annotated as alpha-L-fucosidase 2. The transcript has 7 exons. The record is from RefSeq and is a predicted model, not a curated record. NCBI's taxonomy places the organism in Eukaryota, Metazoa, Chordata, Mammalia, Eulipotyphla, Erinaceidae. Gene Ontology annotation, molecular function: alpha-L-fucosidase activity. Gene Ontology annotation, biological process: glycoside catabolic process; fucose metabolic process. Gene Ontology annotation, cellular component: lysosome. Bases 1 to 1416 code for a protein of 471 amino acids.
AUGCGGAGGCCGCGGUCGCAGGUGCUGCUGCAGGUGCUGCCGCAGGUGCUGCUGCAGGUGCUGCCGCAGGUGCUGCUGCAGGUGCAGCCCCACCCCGCCCGCGGCGGCCCCUGGGAGCCCACCUGGGAGUCCCUGGACGCCCGGGAGCUGCCGGCGUGGUUCGACCGGGCCAAGUUCGGCAUCUUCGUCCACUGGGGCGUGUACUCCGUGCCCGGUUUUGAGAGCGAGUGGUUCUGGUGGUAUUGGCAAAAGCAAAAGAUACCAGAGUUUGUAGACUUCAUGAAGAACAACUACCCUGCCGGUUUUAAAUAUGAAGAUUUUGCACCACAAUUCACCGCGAAAUUCUUCAACGCCCAGCAAUGGGCUGAUCUUUUCCAGGCUUCUGGUGCCAAAUACGUCGUCUUAACAUCCAAGCACCAUGAAGGCUUCACUUUGUGGGGUUCAGAGUAUUCGUGGAACUGGAACGCCGUGGACCAGGGCCCGAAGAGGGACGUCAUCAAGGAGCUUGAAGUGGCCAUCAGGAAUAGGACCUCCCUGCGUUUCGGACUCUACUAUUCCCUCUUCGAAUGGUUUCACCCCUUCUUCCUUGAGGACGAGCUCAGCUCGUUCCAAAAGCGCCGCUUUCCGGUUUCCAAGAUGCUGCCGGAGCUCCGUGAGUUAGUGACCAGGUACCAGCCGGAGAUCCUGUGGGCAGACGGCGACGGAGGGGCUCCGGACUGUUACUGGAACAGCACCGGCUUCUUAGCCUGGCUGUACAAUCAGAGCCCCGUUCGGGACACAGUGGUCACCAACGACCGCUGGGGCGCCGGCACCAUCUGCACACACGGCGGCUACUUCACGUGCAGGGAUCGCUAUAACCCGGGCCGUCUUCUGACACACAAGUGGGAGAACUGCAUGACCAUCGACAGGUUCUCCUGGGGGUACCGGAGGAACGCUGAGAUCCAGGACUACCUGACCACAGAAGAGCUGGUGAAGCAACUUGUAGUGACAGUCUCAUGUGGAGGGAAUCUUUUAUUGAAUGUUGGGCCCACACAGGAUGGUACCAUCUCUCCAAUAUUUGAGGAACGGUUAAGGCAGAUGGGUGCCUGGCUCCAGGUCAACGGUGAAGCCAUAUUUCACAGCAAACCCUGGAGAUCCCAGAACGACACUGUCAGCGCAGAUGUCUGGUACACUGCCAGACCCGAAGAAGGCUUGGUCUAUGCUGUGUUCCUUAACUGGCCCCUAUCAGGACGGCUGCUUCUUGGCCAACCUAAGGCUGCUGAAGGGGAAACUAAGGUCAGACUGCUAGGGUAUGCAGAGCCACUGAACUGGACUCCCUCGGCGCAGAGAGGACUUGUGGUAGAACUGCCAGCCCUCACCUUCCAGCAGCUGCCUUGUAAAUGGGGCUGGGCUGUAGCUCUAACCAAUGUGGUCUGAAUCGCAGGAAUGUGGUUAGAGCUGCACUUGUAUCUAAGACUCGAAAAUGUCAGGUCCCCCCCGCCGGAGGAUAGGGCGAAAGCAAAUGUCAAACUGGGUGAAGAAUGGUUCCGGUCACUCAGCCCCUUUCCCUCUGUCUCCGAGUUCUUCCCUAACUUGUCUUAGCCACGUGCCUGUCUAAAGCGCACACUUGACAUGAAGUCACCUCCAACUGAACCCCUCUCUCUCUCGGCGUCAUCUGAAGGUAGCGAGGAUGUGGCCGCACGCAGGGCUGAAGGGUGCCUUCCGGCCAGCACCACAUGGAAGCCCCUAGCCCCUGACACGACUGCCAUGACCUGCCAUGACAUGAAACCAACAGGGCCGGUGUGUUUCUAAGAUGGGGGAGAAACAUCACGGAUACACACGUACCGAGGGAAGAAAGACACCUCAGAACAGCGUGAAGGUGGGUGAACCGUGGUUCUGUGGGCUGCUGCAGUAGCUCCCUGUAGGGUCACUUGUGUGGCCCCGUUUCCAGCUCUGCCCACACUGCACUGAAGGAUGCUUCUUUCACUCUCUCUCUCUCUCUCUCUCUGCUUCUCUGCCUCCUCUUUCUCUAUAUUUAAAAAAAAAAAUGGAAACAAACCAUCAAAAAUAACCAGUUCUGCUGACACCUUCACCUUGGGCUUUUUGUGUGUAGAAACGUGAGAAGAUCAGCUCUCACUGUAAUAAACCAUAGACUUUGGCGUUUUGCUAUGGCAACCUUCACAGGCUAGUGCAGACGGAAUCAGACCAUAGACGGACUUGAUAUAUAUAUAUAUAUAUAUAUAUAUAUAUAUAUAUAUAUAUAUAUAUAUAUUGCUCAUAGUGAUUAUUACUUUACAGAAGUUCUUAUAGUAAACUAAAGAAUAGGUUAGCCUUUUUCUUGCUCUUGCUAAUGAAACUGAUACAUAUUUUCUGUAGAUGCUUGGAGACAUGGUGAAAGGUAAAACCACUGUUUGUCACAUACACACACACACACACACACACACACACACAGCAGGCCCAGGCUUCCUGGUUCAUCACACGCACACACACACACACACACACACACUCACACACACACACACACUCACACACACACACACAGCAGACCCACGCUUCCUGGUUCGUCACACACACACACACAAACACACACUCACACACACAGCAGGCCCACGCUUCCUGGUUCGUCACACACACACACACACACACACACACACUCACACACACACACUCACACACACACACAGCAGACCCACGCUUCCUGGUUCGUCACACACACACACACACACACACACACACACACACACACACACACACACACACAAACACACACUCACACACACAGCAGGCCCACGCUUCCUGGUUCGUCACACACACACACACACACACACACACACACACACACACACACACACACACAGCAGGCCCACGCUUCCUGGUUUGUCACACACACACACACACACACACACACACACACACACACACACACACAGCAGGCCCACGCUUCCUGGUUUGUCACACACACACACACACAUACACAACAGACCCACGCUUCCUGGUUCAUCACACACACACACACACACACACACACACACACACACAACCAGACCCACGCUUCCUGGUUCAUCACACACACACACACACACACACACACACACACACACACACACACACAUACACACAGCAGGCCCACGCUUCCUGGUCACACACACACAGCUCAAGGCGGUGCACUGUCCCUAGUGAGCUAGCUAUCUUAUUGGCCCUGCUCUUAGUGAUACCUUAGCACACACUUAGUACACACUUGUUUGGUGCCCAACCCCCCACCCCCCGGGCUGGAGAGAGAAAGUGGGAUUAGAGAUGUGGAUUUAGUUUUUGUGGCUGGAUUAACCGAUUGACUUGUUGUCUUCACCUUCAAGAAUAUUAAAGUUAUGGGAGUAUGGAUCGACCAGUCAACGCCCAUGUUCAGCGGGGAAGCAAUUACAGAAGCCAGACCUUCCACCUUCUGCAUCCCACAAUGACCCUGGAUCCAUGCUCCCAGAGGGAUAAAGAAUAGGAAAGCUGUCAGGGGAGGGGAUGGGAUACAGAGGGCUGGUGGUGGGAACUGUGUGGAGUUGUACCCCUCUUAUCCUAUGGUUUUGUUAAUUUCUCCUUUUUUAAAUAAAUAAAAAAAUUUAAAAAAGAAUAUUAAAGUUGAAGACCCAGCUGACAAUUGGGAGGUCUAAUCAGAUCUCUAAAAAUGAAGCAAAAUAAUAAUGGAAUGAAAGUACCAAUGAAUUUGAUGUAAACUUAAGAAAAUACUGAUUCAAAAACUCUUCCUCCUGAGGAAAGGUGUUUAAGUCUGGCCUGUCUCUUAUUUGAAGUGCUAUAGGAUUCAUUUUGUUAUAUAAAUCAAAUGCUCUGUUUAAAAGAUGCUUUGAAUGAGUGAAAUAAAACAAUUCAUAUUUAUUAAAAUUA